UUUGUCUCCUCUCUGCUGCUUUAGCUUUUCACAACUUUUUCUCGUUCAGUUUGUUAAUAUUUUAACAGAAUGAGGAGCUAACGCGGGAACAAGAGGAAAAGUCCGACGCUUUAAGAAGAAGAGGAAGUUUGUGUUUUAGAGCCGUGAAGGAAGAAGAAGAUGGAGGCGGCGGAGGAGAGAGGAGACGUCAACGUGGCGUCCAACAUCACAGAGGAAGAAACUCCUCCCACGGAAACAAACAGUAACUGCAACCACACUGAUGCCGCCUCCUGUCCAGCUGAGGCCACACCUGCGGUCACCAUGGAAACGGGCCAGAGCAAUGAUGUUCCAGUGACACCUCAAAAACGAGGGGGUGGACCUGUGGUCGUUCAAGGCAACGGCAAGAACACGGCCAGCGAGAAGCUGCAGAGAGUCCGCAAGUGGAGCAUCACCACGUAUAAAUGUACCAGGCAGGCUCUGUCAGAGAAGCUCGGCCGUGGAUCUCGGACGGUGGACCUGGAGCUGGAGCCUCGGCUCGAGCUGCUCAAAGACGACCGACAGCGCUACGAUCACAUGACCAAGCUGGCUCAGACGCUGGCCAAUCAGCUCGCUCAGUUCACAGUGACACAGAAGACCCUGGGGGACGCCUUCUCCGAGCUCAGCCUCAAAACGCCGACGCUGCAUGUGGAGUUCGGUGUGAACGCAGAGGCUCAGAAGUUUCUGUCUAAGAGCGGCGAGACUCUGACGGCGGCCAUUAAUUCCUUCACGUCCGACAUGAACACUCUGGUCAACAAAACCAUCGAGGACACCAUGAUCAACGCCAAGCAGUACGAGGCUGCCAGGAUUGAGUACGACGCGUACCGGGUCGACCUGGAGGAGCUGAACCUGGGGCCCCGGGACACCGUCACCCUGCCCAAACUGGAGCAGGCCCAGAAGGACUUCCAGAGCCAGAGGGAGCGGUACCAGACGAUCAGAGACGACCUGUCCGUCAAAGUCAAGCUGCUGGAGGAGAACAAGGUCAAAGUCCUUCAUAACCAGCUGUGGCUGUUCCACGGCGCCGUAGCAGCUCACAGUUUAUCAUGUCACCAUUUCCUCGAGCAGAACAUACGGCAGGCCGGCGAACAGCUCAGCGACCCCAGCAUGGACGCCCCCUCCUGGCUGGAGGAAAGUUGACCCGACAAAACGACCACAAAAACUCACCGUGCGGCAGGUUGACAGACGUGGGUUCGGAGGGGGUUUCAGGAUCAGUGGACACUAUAGUGGGACAAAUUUUGGGAGACGCUUGAUUUGGGAAUUGUGGACUAGAAAUGUUCAAAGGUAGUUUAUUUAUACCAAAGAGGAACUUGGGUAUUUGAGAGUUCUCCAUAGAAUGGGGUGUUAGAUACCAGGAAGUUGGGUGGGUGUCCUGAGUGCUGGGGUGUUCAGGCACGUCUGAAAGUCUAAGAAAAGGUGGAAUUUCGUCUCUUUCCAGUUCUCAAAAUGUUGUAGAGUCGCAUAAAAGUCUUGGAAAGUUUUGAAAAUAAUGCUGAGCAUUCGCAAAUUAUAUUUAGGACAAAAGGAUCUCAACAAUUCUCUCUUCCUGUGUCACUGAUAUACAUUACUUGUCACUUCUGACCUGUUUAACAAGCACACACACAUAUACAUACAGUAUGUGCCCCUCCUGGUUUUUCCUUGCCUCUGUCUGAGUGUGUUGGGGAGUAAAUCCAUCUAAUCCUCUGUGAGGUAUUAAGCCUUCCUUUGAACUUUAAAAAUCCUCAGCCGCUGCCGUCAGAAACUCACAGCCUCAACACUUCACUGCUGGAAAAACAGCCUCGCUGUCUGCAUCAGCUAAAGUCGGGUUCCUAUAUCCAGUUCUGUUUUGAAUCCAGGUCCAGGUUGAUAAAAUACCUGGAUCCUCAAACUUUCUGAUCUCUUAUUGAAUCUUUUGUCUUUGCUUGUUCUUUUUUUUAUCUGCAAAGAAAACAGAAAACGUUCAGGCAGCAGCUUCUCAUUUCCAGCUGCCGCUGACUGUCACUUUCAGCUAAUUAAUGUUUAUGCCAGAAGUUAUUUGCUAAAAGGCUAAAAUGAAACUGUUCUCUGAAUAAUGUGUUUAUUUUUUGGCCUAGGAUUAUUGGUGAAGUGAAAGAGGCAUGUCUCAGUAUCUCCACUCUACCACUGCAAGUGUUUUUGUAGUUCAAAAAGCCGCAGCACAACAACAACAACAACAACAACAACAACAACCCUUGACUUUAAAUUUUUUUGAAAAACUCAACCCAAAUGGAUUCAAUAAGGGAUCUGAAAGGAUUCAGAUUUGGUAAACGGAUUUUAAACUGGAUUCAGAUUUGAUUAAAUGCUACCGAACCGCCACCGUAGCACAAGCUAUUCUGCAUAUUUUGGAAAGAUUCAGACAGUUGAAAGUAGUAACUUAGCAGCCACACAUGUGUCUGGUUUGCUGCUGGUCAUUUCCAUCUCUGGUUUGUGUCGCACGGCGUUCAGGAUCCUGUGGUAACCAGUAGUUUGCGACGAGCCAAAAACUUGCUGCCGUACGUCAACGACGUUGUCUCGUUCAUUGGUAAACAAAGGUUGGUUGAAGCCGAUCUGUCAGUCAGCCUCAGAUUUAGUUUAAGAAACACUUGUCUGUUUGGCUGCUGGUCAUUCGCUUUUGUGGAUUACACAGCAGAACAAUACUUUAAUACCAACCAAAAAUAUCGCUGUACGCUGACGAUGUUGCCGUGUAUGUUGGUGGAGGAAGGCUGAAUCAUUUUGAAUGAUAACAGCCUUCAAAUACCUACAUUUAUUCAGCUUAGUUUGAAAUGCUGAAUAAACAUGCUGCCUUUUUUUUCUAUUCAAAAACAAAGAUUCACUCUCUGUCCUUCCUUCUAUCCAGUCGGUGGAUAAAACAACAGAAACACACGAACAAUUUGAAGCAAUCUAAUGUAACAGUUCUGCUUUUGUUCAGUCUGUUCAAAGAGGUUUUUAAUUUAACUUUGUGCUAAUUUUUGAGGCAAUAUUGAAUUAGCUUGCAUCAUAUUGUAAAGUGUAACAGUUAUUUUAUCCACCUACUGUAUUUUUCUCGCACUCUUUGCACUUAAUCCAAAGCGUAAUCUGCCUUCGACAUUUCUUAUGACACUAUGUCAUGAAACGUUCAGUGAAUUGACUCUUUUUGAACUGUUUUGUUGUAUGAAUGUGUUUUUGUUUGUGUCGCUGUAGCUCAGGCCUGACAACAACAACUAUGCAGUGAGUGUGGAUGCUUUUGUGCAAUAACGUCCCGUAAACCGUCUCGCCUUAAAAAAGGAUAUUUACACUGCCAGUUAACGCCUUGUUUCCUCGUGUCCUUUAAAACUGUCCCGCCUGUCUUAAAUUUAGCCUUGAAGGGAAAUUCCACUCAAUUUAAAAAUGAAAAACUGUUGUUUCUGUAUUAAAAGCCCAACAAGAUCUCCAACUGAUCAACUUGAUCGAACAAGAUCUCCAAAUAUUAAAUUCAAAUUAUUUAUUGUUAAAUCAAGAAGAAGAAGAAGAAGAAAAAAGUUAAAGAGGAAAUUUGCAAAUUUAGAUUUUAGAAAGCUAGCAAGAAGGUUGGCUUAAAAUUAGCGUAGCAUUUUCUCUAACUCAAUGGUCAAUAUCCAGUAAUGUGAGUAAACAAACUGUGGAAGUUGCAAGAUGUGAUUGAAAGCCCUGUGGAAAAAUAUAGUAAGUGGACUUUAAACCUUAAAUGUUUGUGUUUCCAAGAUUGUGAUGUUUUUUUUUUCUUAUUUUAUUUGUAAUCACAAAUAAUUAUCUUAUCAACAGAAAACAAAAUGAGAAAUACAUUUUAACACAUUAUUAUACAUGUUUUACACCAUUUAUAUUGGGGUUUUUUAAAUUAGGGCUUCUUCCUUCACUGUUUUUGUUCAACUUUUUUCCGCUGUAACCAAAAAGCAAAAGUAAGUUUUUGUGCUUCCAGAUUAUUUUUACCUGUGUUCAGAUUAGAGUGAGGAAAUGAUUCAAUUUUCCACCUUUAAUAUGAGAUUAACUACAUUCUUCCUGCAUUAUUUUCAAUUUACCAGACUUUUACAUAGUUUUACAAAAACCCAAACAUAAUUUAAAUCAUUAUAACGUCUGAUCUGAAACAGCAGAGCGAUCUCAGCAGCUAACUGUUGAUAAAAAGUUUGGGACUUUUUGACGAGGGAAUAAAUGUUUUGGGGUUUUUCCAACAACUGCAGUUUCUGUUGUUCCCUGGUUUUCUUCUAAAAUCCAGUGAGUUGGACUGCUGACCCUAGAUCAGUCUCAGCUGGGCCUAUAUAUAUAUAUAUAUAUAUCUAUAUAUAUAUAUAUAUAUAUACAUAUACAAGACCAAAUAUGAAGAGAAUUUAGCUUUUUCAUUUGGGAUGUAAAUGCCAAAACAAGGACCAAAAUGUUUAAAAGUAAUAAAUUGUUUUAAUCUUGUUGAAAAUGUUUGUAUGACAAAAAACAGCCAAAUAAAUCACUUGAGAGCCAAAACGUGAACUAUGUUAUAGAUAUGAGUUUUGUUGAAUAAAAAGUUGUUUCAGUCUUGA
This is a messenger RNA of Seriola aureovittata, 4493 nucleotides long. RefSeq names its product arfaptin-1-like. The transcript has 8 exons. Gene Ontology annotation, cellular component: trans-Golgi network membrane. Gene Ontology annotation, biological process: intracellular protein transport; regulation of Arp2/3 complex-mediated actin nucleation. Bases 160 to 1152 code for a protein of 330 amino acids. Lineage: Eukaryota; Metazoa; Chordata; Actinopteri; Carangiformes; Carangidae. The record is from RefSeq and is a predicted model, not a curated record. Gene Ontology annotation, molecular function: protein domain specific binding; phospholipid binding.